AUGAAGAGCCAACAGCACACCUCCAAUUACCUGCUGCUACAUGUGUGGUGCGGGUUUCUCACAGUCGCUAUGGGGAUUAUGGUCGCAGUUCUUACAACAGUGCAAAUAAACUCUUCUGACAAGAGUCAUUUACCUGAAUCAAAGGAGGAAAACCAGCAUCCUACAAAUGGCAGUUUUUUGGCUCAAUUGAAUUCAUCAAAGGCUCCCCGUCCCUCCUAUAUCCAGCUGACCAUGGGAACAUUAUCUUGGGAGAAUGACCAUGAUGCCUGUGGCUCUUGCUCCCUCGUCCUCCGCGACAACUCUGUCUACAUCACAUCUGAAGGCUUCUACUACAUCUAUGUCCAGGUCACCUUCACUAGACAGACCGGGGGAGAGGAGAAGAGGAAGGUGACUCUGUUCAAAAAUGGCAUUCAGAAUCAGACCCAGCGAAGGAGACUGAGUGAAGCCGUGUAUCACGGAGAGAAAGAAGGCACUGUAUUCAUGUCCAGGAUGGUUAAGCUCCAACAAGGUAACAGUCUCAGCCUUGAGAUAACAUCCAAGAAUAAUAGUUUUAGGUAUGGGGUAGAGAAUACCCACUGGGGGGCAUAUCAGCUCCCCCCAUAUUGAGCCAACAGACAUUUGUAUUGAGACUUAGUUCAAGAUUGAACCAACAAAAAGCUGUUAAAACAUUGUUUUUAAAAAAGUGUGUGGUAGUUACUAAACUGAAUUUAUUUUGUGGAAACUGUAACUGUUAUGCAUAUGCAUUGUAUGUUUUGCUGAACAGAUUUGAUUACACAAUGAGAUAACAGAAUACUUUGUCAAACUAUCUAUUUGUGUGUGUGUGUGUGUGUGUGUGUGUGAUUUCUUGUGAUAUUAAUGGUAUCUAUCAUGAUGUGAAUUAGUCGAUGCUAGAUAUUAUAGAUGGUAAAUAGAUUUGAUAUGGAGACAGUGGUCGUGUCUGAAUACCCAUACAACUGUACUAAAUAGUAUGCAAAAAUAAA
Molecule: messenger RNA, 980 nt
Organism: Oncorhynchus tshawytscha (Chinook salmon)
Lineage: Eukaryota; Metazoa; Chordata; Actinopteri; Salmoniformes; Salmonidae
Exons: 5
Coding region: 1-606 (201 amino acids)
Biological process (GO): immune response
Cellular component (GO): membrane
Molecular function (GO): tumor necrosis factor receptor binding
Source: RefSeq, a predicted model, not a curated record